UUCGGUGUGUGGGAUGGCCCAACUUGCUAUACUAAAAAGAGACCAAAGCAGAAUAAAUCCGGAGCAGCUCAUACAGCAAGAAAAAAAAAACAUGAAAAACCCAAUGUAUGAAAUAGCAUCCCUGUUACUGGAAAAGUUACUUCUGCUUUCCAACUUUAAAAUUCUGCAAACAGGUUCCAUGGAAGAGGAGGAGGAGAAGAAGAAAAAACAUGUAUGUUGUUAUGACUCUUCCUAUUUCAGACCAGGAGAUUUGCUAGAAGUGCCCCGCACUCUCUUCAUUCAUUUUGGCAUUUAUUUGGGAGAUAACCAAGUAGCACAUCUUAUGCCAGACAUUCUGCCUGCUUUCACUAAUGAUGGGAAGUUGAUCCAGAAAGUAGUGACUAAUAAGAGACUUAUAUUGGGGGUCAUCACAAAAAUGGCAAGGAUCCGUGUGGACACAGUGGAGGAUUUUGCUUAUGGAGGCUCCAUCCUGGUGAACAGUAUGGAUACAUUUUUCAAAAAUUGUAUCCUUUGUAAUGAUAAAGUGGUCCACAGAGCAAAAAGGCUGGUGGGCACAACAGAAUACAGUUUACUCUGGAACAACUGUGAACAUUUUGUGACGUUUUGCAGAUAUGGCUCUCCAGUCAGCUUCCAGACAACCAAGUUCUGUGAAACCAUGAAGAUGAUCAUUCGAGACCAGAGAAGCAUACUUGUUUCGGCACUGCUGGGAUUGAUUUCUAUACUUUAUUUGGGUCUGGGACUUUCUACUACUCUUCCUACUAUCAUCAUUCCAUUUAUGCUGUGGAUGGCUGGUUAAUGAAUCCACCUGCUUUACCAUUUAUUGGCUACUAGAUGACCCAUGGCCCAUUGAGUACUCUUUUCAGAGAU
Molecule: messenger RNA, 867 nt
Organism: Protobothrops mucrosquamatus (brown spotted pit viper)
Lineage: Eukaryota; Metazoa; Chordata; Lepidosauria; Squamata; Viperidae
Gene: LRAT
Product: lecithin retinol acyltransferase
Exons: 2
Coding region: 14-796 (260 amino acids)
Biological process (GO): retinol metabolic process
Molecular function (GO): phosphatidylcholine-retinol O-acyltransferase activity
Source: RefSeq, a predicted model, not a curated record